Molecule: messenger RNA, 1674 nt
Organism: Humulus lupulus (European hop)
Lineage: Eukaryota; Viridiplantae; Streptophyta; Magnoliopsida; Rosales; Cannabaceae
Product: mannan endo-1,4-beta-mannosidase 6
Exons: 7
Coding region: 171-1481 (436 amino acids)
Molecular function (GO): hydrolase activity, hydrolyzing O-glycosyl compounds
Source: RefSeq, a predicted model, not a curated record
CACUUCUUGACGUACCUUGGAAUUUGCAUUGAUCCUAGUUGCAACUUUACUCCUACACUUGUCUCUUCCUAUUGGGAUAACCAUGAAAUUGUUGUUCUCAUAUCCAAUGUGGAUUAUGGGAGAAACAAGAAUCAUCAACUAAUUUCGUCCCUUCAAAGCGAAGUGACGUUAUGGAUUUUGGAAGCAGUUCGUUUGAGGAAAUGGAUGAUCUUUUAUUAUUUUCUGGCACAAAUGAUGGGGAUGAUGAGGUGAGUGAGAUGGAAGAUGAAUCAUGGGAAAUGGUGCAGAAGAAAGGAAACCAGUUUGUGAUCAAUGAUCAACCCUUUUAUGUAAAUGGUUUCAACACUUACUGGCUGAUGGUAUUUGCUGCGGAUCAGUCCACAAGAGGGAAAGUCUCUGAGGUUUUCAAAGAGGCAUCUUCUGCAGGCCUAACGGUUUGCCGGACAUGGGCUUUCAACGACGGUCAGUGGCGAGCUCUUCAAAAGUCCCCAUCAGUUUAUGAUGAAGAUGUUUUCAAGGCUUUAGAUUUUGUUGUAAGUGAAGCAAGGAAAUACAAGAUCAGGCUUGUACUUUCACUAGUUAACAACUGGGAUGCCUAUGGUGGAAAGCCACAAUAUGUUAAAUGGGGAAAAGCUGCUGGCCUGAAUUUAACAUCUGACGAUGACUUUUUCUCUCAUCCAAUUCUCAGAAGCUACUACAAGGCUCAUGUUAAGGCAAUGCUAAAUAGAUUAAACACAGUAACAAAUACAACUUACAAAGAUGACCCCACAAUCUUUGCUUGGGAACUGAUUAAUGAGCCUCGAUGUACCUCAGAUCCCUCUGGCGAUAUGCUUCAGUCCUGGAUAGAAGAAAUGGCAGUGUAUGUGAAGAGCAUGGAUCCAAAGCACUUGGUAGAGAUUGGAAUGGAAGGAUUCUAUGGUCCCUCAACGCCGAAUAAGGUUCAAAUCAAUCCCAACACAUAUGCUCAACAAGUCGGAACUGAUUUUAUCAGAAACCAUCAAGUUCUUGGUGUUGAUUUUGCUUCAGUUCACAUCUAUGCAGACUCUUGGAUUUCUCAAUCUAUCUCGGAUGCCCAUGUUAAAUUCACCAAAUCAUGGAUGGAAGCUCACAUAGAGGAUGCCGAGAGAUAUCUUGGAAUGCCAGUAGUGUUUUCGGAAUUUGGUGUUUCUACAAAGGACCCUGGAUACAAUUCAUCAUUCAGGGACACCCUUAUCAAAACAGUGUAUGAUACCCUUUUGAACUCUACAAAGAAAGGAGGAAGUGGGGGUGGAAGCCUUCUGUGGCAGCUAUUCCCUCAAGGGACAGACUACAUGGAUGAUGGUUAUGCCAUUGUGCUUUCCCAAUCACCGUCAACAUCAAAAAUCGUAUCCCUUCACUCCAAAAGACUUGCCAUCUUCAACUCUAGGUGUGCUUGGAAAUGCCGUUGGGGAUGUAAGAAGAAGAAUCAAUUUAAGGCUUCCCUUAACCAUGAUGAGCUCUGAGAUGAGAUGUUGUAAAUAGAACUGUUUAAGUUCCAAUUUAAUGGGAGUUAUUACUAUAAACAGUUCUUACUAUAAACAGAACUGUUUCUACAAAUGCUUGUUGCUGGAUUAAGUUUUGUGAAUUAAAGUAAUUACAGAUGUGAAUAAAUAUUUUGGAGCCAUCUUAAAUGAUGGUAUAUUGUCUGUCUGACUA